ACGGCAAUGAAGCAUGAAAAAGAAGACGCGGCAACGGAACGCAAAUAUCCUUAGUGCAGUUCCGCGAGCGAACUUGAAUUGCCAGCAGCAUCGUCGUUGAAAGCACACAAACACAAAUCCAACACAGCAAAUCCGCACAGUGGGGAAGCUUGACAACUUGACACUGCCAACAUGCCCGAAACGGAGAGUUAUUCCAACCCCCUGGCUCCCGAGGGUCACGAUGUGGAUGACAGCAGAUCAGCUGCUCAGUCAAAGUUGACCAAUGAUGACUUCAGGAAGUUGCUGAUGACACCACGGGCCACACCUUCUUCAGCUCCACCCUCCAAGUCAAGGCAUCAUGAAAUGCCAAGGGACUACAAUGAGGAUGAAGAUCCUGCGGCAAGGAGGAGGAAGAAAAAGAGCUACUACGCUAAGCUACGGCAGCAGGAGAUGGAGCGCGAGCGCGAGCUGGCCGAGAAAUACCGCGACCGGGCCCGAGAGCGGCGGGACGGCGUCAACAAGGACUACGAGGAGACAGAACUGAUCAGCACCACCGCCAACUACCGAGCCGUCGGACCCUCGGCCGAGGCGGACAAGUCUGCGGCGGAGAAACGGCGUCAGCUGAUCCAGGAGUCCAAGUUCUUGGGUGGUGACAUGGAGCAUACUCACUUGGUGAAAGGUCUGGACUUUGCUCUGCUGCAGAAGGUGAGAGCUGAGAUCAACAGCAAAGAGAAAGAAGAAGAAGAUAUGAUGGAGAAGGUCCAGAAAGAAGCCAAGAAAGAUGUGGAACCGGAGGAGAAGAUUGAGUUCAAGACUCGCCUAGGCCGCAAUAUCUAUCGCAUGGUGUUCCGCUCGGGCGCGCUGGAGCGCAACGAGCUGUUCCUGCCGGGCCGCAUGGCGUACGUGGUGGACCUCGACGACGAGUUCACCGACACAGACAUUCCCACCACGCUCAUUCGCAGCAAAGCUGACUGUCCCAGUAUGGAGGCCCAGACCACGCUGAGCACCAACGACAUCGUCAUCUCCAAACUGACGCAGAUCCUGUCUUACCUCCGCCAAGGAACUCGACACAAGAAGAUCAAGAAGAAGGACAAAGGCAAAGCUGAUGAAAAAAGAGCUCCCGAAGCUGACAUUGGCAUUUUCGAUGACAUCGGGGACUACUUGCCGUCGGCGACGUCUUUGUCCAAACCUCACAAAGACAAAGAGAGACGACGAGACCGGGACCGAGAUGACGAAAAGAAGCGAAAACACGCCUACUUUGACAAAGAGCAACAGGUGGCGGAGGAGGCAGAUACGGGUCCAGGGUCGGUGCGGGAUCAGCUCAAGUUGAUCAAUGAAAAGUUUGCAGGUACGGCGGGCGGCCAAUGGCAGAGCAAGGAUGCGCCUUCUCAGAGGAAAGACGCUAAAGAACAUCUGGGAGAUUUCUUCGGCGGGUCCAACUCUUACGCUGAGUGUUACCCUGCUACGAUGGACGACCUGGCGGUAGACAGCGACGAAGAAGUGGACUACAGCAAGAUGGACCAGGGCAACAAGAAGGGGCCGCUGGGUCGCUGGGACUUUGACACUCAGGAGGAAUAUUCCGACUACAUGAACAACAAGGAGGCGCUGCCCAAGGCGGCUUUCCAGUAUGGCAUCAAGAUGUCGGAGGGCCGCAAGACUCGCCGCUUCAAGGAGACCAACGAGAAAGCCGAGCUGGACCGCCAGUGGAAGAAGAUCAGCGCGAUCAUCGAGAAGAGAAAGAAGAUGGAGGCCGACGGGGUGGAUGUGAAGCGACCCAAAUACUGAACUUUGUCCGUGGCUUGUUGUGUUUGAUGAAUCGCAUUAGUAAUAGAAUUUGUUGGUUUUAUUCAAACAGGCGCACACGCAAUCCAUUUCAUCUGAUUAAAAAGAAACCUUAUGUGA
Messenger RNA from Syngnathus acus (greater pipefish), 1881 nucleotides. It is a transcript of the gene ik, whose product is annotated as IK cytokine. The record is from RefSeq and is a predicted model, not a curated record. Gene Ontology annotation, biological process: mRNA splicing, via spliceosome. The coding region runs from base 172 to 1764 and encodes 530 amino acids. The transcript is spliced from 20 exons. Gene Ontology annotation, cellular component: nucleus. Lineage: Eukaryota; Metazoa; Chordata; Actinopteri; Syngnathiformes; Syngnathidae.